AUGGAGAACGAAAAGGGAGAGAUCGUCGAUCUGUACGUGAAUACUAAUGUCCUUCGCUGUUUGCGCUUGAACUGGUUUUACGGUGGUCCGGGGGCCGAGAAUGACUCUGCGACUUGGGACAAUGCACAAGACGACAGGAGGACAAUCUGGGGCGAGCUUUCAGCCUUCACCAAGCGACUGUUGCAGGAUAGUCCUUUUUUCGCAGAGUUUCUUCCGGCUUCCGGGAACCAGCAGAAGCAGGAGAUCAUCUGCAGCGCCACCAACCGCAUCAUCAAGGCCAACGACCACGCCUCCGUCCAGAUCUCCAUCGGCAAGGUCGACGAGAACGGUCGCUACACCGGCGAGAACCAGAGCUAUGCUCUCUGCGGCUUCAUCCGUGCCCGUGGCGAGAGCGAUGACUCCCUGAACCGCCUCUGCCAGCGUGAUGGCUACGUCCGCAACGUCUGGUCCGCCAGCAGCCAGCGGUAA
Aspergillus pseudoviridinutans is the source of this 468-nucleotide messenger RNA. It is a transcript of the gene rps21, whose product is annotated as 40S ribosomal eS21 domain-containing protein. The record is from RefSeq and is a predicted model, not a curated record. Gene Ontology annotation, cellular component: cytosolic small ribosomal subunit; ribosome. Gene Ontology annotation, molecular function: structural constituent of ribosome. Bases 1 to 468 code for a protein of 155 amino acids. NCBI's taxonomy places the organism in Eukaryota, Fungi, Ascomycota, Eurotiomycetes, Eurotiales, Aspergillaceae. Gene Ontology annotation, biological process: translation; endonucleolytic cleavage to generate mature 3'-end of SSU-rRNA from (SSU-rRNA, 5.8S rRNA, LSU-rRNA); endonucleolytic cleavage in ITS1 to separate SSU-rRNA from 5.8S rRNA and LSU-rRNA from tricistronic rRNA transcript (SSU-rRNA, 5.8S rRNA, LSU-rRNA). The transcript is spliced from 2 exons.